AUGGCUCCUCCGCAGCCAGUAAACUCAAGUUCGGCACGAGGAGAAGAAGCUUCUACAGCUUCACAUCCAAAAAAGAUGAAGCCUGCCACCCCAUUUGCAGUCCAACCCAUCAGCGCAUUUUACGUAUUCCUUGGGGCAAACAUUUUAGCUGCUUUAUAUGCCCCUAUACAGGAUUGCGACGAGACCUUCAAUUACUGGGAACCUACACAUUAUAUCAGUCAUGGCUAUGGAUUACAGACAUGGGAAUAUUCCCCGGACUAUGCGAUUCGAAGUUGGUUAUACAUCACUAUCCAUGCCUUGAUCGGAAACUUCAGAAGGCUACUCCCAUUUCCCACGAAGCUUGGCGAGUUCUAUUUCAUUCGAUAUGGCCUUGCAUUUAUAUGCGCUCUUUGCCAAACUCAAAUGUUCCGAGUCAUCAACGGAACCUUGAAUCCACGAGUCGCCAUGUUCUUCAUGAUGGCAAAUAUUUUCAGUCCGGGAUUCUUUCAUGCCUCGGCCUCUUUCUUGCCCUCGAGCUUCGCUAUGUACACAACUAUGCUUGGAAUGGCUGCUUUUAUGAACUGGAGAGGGGGCCUAAAGACUGCACAAGGUAUAUUUUGGUUUGCAGUGGGAGGAGUUCUCGGUUGGCCAUUCUCCAUGGCCUUGUCUGCCCCUUUCUUGAUUGAAGAAGUCAUUUUCGCCAGUCUGAGCGAUAAAAAUGCCAUCAUCGAUACCGUAAUGCGAUUUCUUAGAGGAGUCGUCGGGGGACUGAUUGUUCUGCUUUUUGAAUUCCUUGUUUCUGGCUUUUUCUACAGACGAUUAGUGGUCGUCCCUCUGAAUAUUGUUCUUUAUAAUAUCUUCGCUGGCGAGGGAAGAGGUCCUGAAAUAUAUGGUACUGAACCAUGGCAUUUCUACAUUCGUAAUCUGCUUCUCAAUUUCAAUAUUUGGUUUGUGCUUGCAAUUUCAGCCCUUCCUCUUUUCAUACUUCAAAAGCUAUUCGGGUCACGAGAAGGUGGUACUACAACAGCUCUUCGCAGCAUCGUCUUUGUGGCACCCUUCUACGUAUGGCUUGCAAUCUUCAGCUUCCAGCCACAUAAGGAAGAGCGCUUUAUGUAUCCUGCCUACCCAUCCCUGGCACUUAAUGCGGCCAUGUCACUCCACAUUCUUCUGGCGGCUUUUGGCCAUUCGGAUCCCAGGACCUUGGUCGGUAAGAUUCCAGCCAAAUUGAAACUUUUGCUUGUCAGCUUCUUCAUUAUCGGAUCCGUAGACAUUGGCGUCGCAAGAAUUUAUGGAAUCUAUACAGCAUACUCGGCGCCCUUGAAGAUAUAUAGCCCUCUCCAAAAUGGUACCCUUGGAUCACGAGGAGACUCGAUCUGCUUCGGCAAAGAAUGGUACAGAUUUCCCAGCUCUUACCAUUUGCCAAACGGCAUGAAAGCAAAAUUUGUGAAGAGCGAGUUCGAUGGUCUGCUUCCGGGAGAGUUUUCCGAAGCUAGUGAGGGAUUCGGGAUUUGGUCAGGAGCAUGGCUUGUACCUUCAGGUAUGAAUGACCAGAAUCUUGAAGACAUGAGCAAAUAUGUUGACCUCAAAACUUGCAACUUUUUGGUCGACACCUACUACCCCGGUUCCGUAGCCUCCGAGCUUGAGCCCCACUACAUUACCGAUGCCGAGAUUUGGGAGUCGGUGAAAUGCGUGCCAUUCCUUGACGCAUCACAGACUCAUAUUCUUGGUCGAACCAUAUGGUUGCCAGAUCUACCCUUCAUUUCAGAAAAGUUUCGUAGAAGAUGGGGAAGCCACUGCUUAUUGAAGCGAGCUGGAAAGAAGCAAAUUCCCAGUUCUGUAUAG
Sclerotinia borealis F-4128 is the source of this 1821-nucleotide messenger RNA. The record is from the annotation of a GenBank genome assembly. NCBI's taxonomy places the organism in Eukaryota, Fungi, Ascomycota, Leotiomycetes, Helotiales, Sclerotiniaceae.